Messenger RNA from Sclerotinia sclerotiorum 1980 UF-70, 312 nucleotides. RefSeq lists its product as hypothetical. Lineage: Eukaryota; Fungi; Ascomycota; Leotiomycetes; Helotiales; Sclerotiniaceae. The coding region runs from base 1 to 312 and encodes 103 amino acids. The record is from RefSeq and is a predicted model, not a curated record. The transcript has 2 exons.
AUGGAGGCGUCUUGCCUUCCUGCAAUACUAUCUCGUGGUCCCAUGGCUUGUGUUCUGGUAAAGCCUCAUGGCCCUUUCUUUAUUCGAAUAGUUUCUUGUACUUCUGGUAUUGUCCCGGUAUUGGUGCUUCUUCCUGUUUCUUUACAAGGGUGUUUUCAAGCACUUCUUCUGCUUAUUCCUCAUUUGUACAGGAGGUCACCUUCCUUCACCGUUAAUGGAGGACCCUAUACUGGGCGCCCUAAGUCGAUAGAAUUGUUCGCCUUCAAUUCUCCAUCGCACCAAUCGAGUUUGGAGUUGUGUGCCUUCAACUAG